Molecule: messenger RNA, 1257 nt
Organism: Xenopus tropicalis (tropical clawed frog)
Lineage: Eukaryota; Metazoa; Chordata; Amphibia; Anura; Pipidae
Product: probable 2-ketogluconate reductase
Exons: 7
Coding region: 16-1161 (381 amino acids)
Molecular function (GO): oxidoreductase activity, acting on the CH-OH group of donors, NAD or NADP as acceptor; NAD binding
Source: RefSeq, a predicted model, not a curated record
ACUUGUGGCUUUCCAAUGGCACCAACAAUAACUCAGCGCCUCCACCUCACACACCGCAUUCCCGCUGAUGCCGCCCCGGUCUGGUUAUACAGUAAGGCUUCCGGUGAGGGAGUCGCUGAUUUUGCCCCAGAGCCAAAGGCUUCCUGUUCCAGAGCAGUGGCAACAAGGACUGCGAAAAAAAUGUCUGAACUUCCUUAUGCACUGAUGUCCCACCGUGGGGGUACCUCUGGAUUUCCAGAACAGUAUGAGCCAGUUGUGAGAAAGCACUUCCAAAUUGUGUAUCUUGAGGAAUUUCUGAAUAAUAAAACUGUAUUUGCCCCAAAGAUUAAAGCUAUUCUGUUGUGGUGGCACAAGCCUACAGUCAACAAAGAACUUCUCGAGUCACUUCCAAACUUAAAAGUAGUUGGAAGUUCAGGAGUUGGGGUUGAUCACAUGGAUCUAAAGCUUAUCGCAAGCUAUGGUAUUAAAGUGACCAACACGCCUCGUGUGGGAAACGAUGCCACUGCAGACUUGGGAAUGGCUCUCAUGUUGGCUUCUGCCAGAAAUAUUGUGGAAGUCAACAGGAUUUUAUGUUCACCUGAAACCAAGGAGUUUGAUGUGAACUGGGUGGGCGAUGAUAUUACAGAGGCUACACUGGGCAUUAUUGGCAUGGGAAACAUUGGCUAUAAUAUAGCUCUACGAGCAAAAGCAUUCAGAAUGAGGAUUCUUUACCACAACAGAAAGAGGAGAGAUGUAAAAGAAGAGAUGGAAGUGGGUGCUGUGUACUGCAGUUCCAUAGCGGACUUGCUCCAGCAAUCUGAUUUUGUUAUGAUAGUUGUGGAACUCAGUCCAGAGACUUAUAAACUAAUUGGGAAAAGGGAACUUCAACUGAUGAAGCCAACGGCAACCCUGAUAAAUAUCAGCAGAGGCAAAGUUGUUGACCAGGAUGCCUUAGUGGAGGCCUUAGAAAAUGGAACUAUUAAGGCUGCCGCUUUGGAUGUCACAUACCCUGAGCCACUGCCACGAAAGCAUCCUUUGCUGACAAUGAAGAAUGUGAUUUUAACACCCCAUAUCGGAACUGCCUCUGACAAAACGAGGAGGAAAGUGGCAGAAAAGUUUGCAGCAAAUGCAGCUGACAUAAUAAAAGGAUUAACCAUAGAAGAUAUAGUGACAAUGCCAUGACAUUUUUUGUGCAGUUCAAGUAUACAGAAUUGUAAAACAAUGCAUUAAGUGAAGCAAAAAUGAAUAAAACUAGUGGUGCAAACACAGAGGAAAAAA